This is a messenger RNA of Asparagus officinalis (garden asparagus), 598 nucleotides long. RefSeq lists its product as uncharacterized. Lineage: Eukaryota; Viridiplantae; Streptophyta; Magnoliopsida; Asparagales; Asparagaceae. The record is from RefSeq and is a predicted model, not a curated record. The transcript has 3 exons. The coding region runs from base 140 to 502 and encodes 120 amino acids.
UUUCUCACCUUAUAAAUCCAAGCCUGGCCUCCUCGAUCACCUCCUCAUUCUCCUCUCACCUCCUCAUUCUCCUCUCCCGUCCAUUAUUUUGCCGAACCAGAUUGCUGUCGUACUUUUUUCUUGCACGAUAACCUGCAAGAUGUGUGACAUUAUGAGCUACGGGAAAUGGGAUUUCUGCGACGGAAUUCCAGUUGCUCAUUACUUGGAGCCAGGAGUUCGUUCUAAGAGAGUUCAUUUCUUUCAAGGACAAGACGUAGAUCUCUUCAAUGUGCAGGCAUUUGCAGAGCCUGCUUCUUGCUAUAACCAUAAUCAUCAGGGGAAAGAGGAGAAAAAUCAUAGGAAGAAGAAGGGCAGAAUGUGUUAUGCGAGUACUAAGAAACCAAAGGCUGUUGAUGAAGAUUUGUACAAGAUACCUCCUGAGCUACUGUAUCGUACUCCGAAGAGGAAGAGAAUGCUUAGAAAUUACUUCUCUGGGUGUCUGGGCCUCAACUGCAUUGCCUGAACGAGGAUUGUUAAUGAGUUGAGUUUUUGUAAUGAGUGGAGUUAUUGUUAGUGAUGUAUUCCAAGAGAAAAUGUAACAAAGAGUUUGCUUGCAAGA